Molecule: messenger RNA, 7862 nt
Organism: Caenorhabditis auriculariae
Lineage: Eukaryota; Metazoa; Nematoda; Chromadorea; Rhabditida; Rhabditidae
Source: the annotation of a GenBank genome assembly
AUGAAUAAACUCGGGGAAAGCAGACGUUUUUGGAGGAAGAGGAGCUGUGGAGAAACGUGGGAUGACGUAAGACCUGGAGAUCGAUAAGAAGCAGUGGAGAGCCGGGCCUCGGGCGGAGCCGCGGAUCGAUCCACGCCUUCAUCACUCGAACGGGGUGCGCCAAGCCAGACCCCGACCAACAGGCAAGCUCUUUUUGACAUACUUUUUAUCAAGCUUAUAUCUAAUCUUUCGUUUUUCAAUUGUUUUUGAAUGUAACUCGACACGAAAUGAGAAUCUUUUGUUCGUUCGUUCUCAAAACAUAACCGCUCCUAACCAGAAAAUAAAUCGGAAGAAAAAUAAGUCUUUCUGAAUGUCAAUGAUCAAACUUAUUGUCGUAAAAUAAUUUUAUACUAACUAUCAUUAGUUUAUUAACUUCUUACUCGUGUUUUAGUAGGAGGAUCCAAACAUUAAGCAGAAGCCUAUCCUCCUAGCGACAUACAGGAUAUGUUGUAAAGGGCUUAUAAUAAAUUUUCAAGACGGCUCACAGAGCUUGAAGCGCGCUUCAUCUUUAAAUAUUGAUUUUUCUUUUUUUUUUUAAGGUGAGAAAAUAGGUCGAUGGAAUCAUACUUUAAAAGAAAAGACAGCAAAGAAGUCCUGCUCAAAUAACCACCGCGUUUGUAGUUUGGGAUAUCCAAAAAAACCCUCUCCGAAAUGCGCAAUGUCUCCGGAAAUUUGGCAAUCGCUUCUCUGUCUCCCCCAUUGUGUUUUGGAAUUUCGUUUACGUUCAAUUCACUGAUCUGUGAAUUCCGGAAGAAUGCAUUUUUUUUUCUUUUUUUGAUAAGUUUGAAAUGGAAAAAUUCAGAAAAAGAUGAAAACAAAUGGGUAAUUUUAAAGAAUUUUUCCUUUUUUUAAGAGUUGCACAAGAAAAAAACGGAUAAAUUCAGAAGAACCAAAAACAACGGGUUUAAUCAAAACCCGGUGUGUUUACAGGUAUGAAAAGAAUAUUGAACGAUGUUGGGUGGCUGAAACUAUUCUCUCUGUUGGCGACGUUGACAGCGGCGCAGGCGCUCGAGGUCUUCACCAACCAUUUCCACGUCCACCUCAAGGAGCCUGGACUCACCAACGCCCAUCGCAUCGCCAAACGCCACGGCUUCAUCAACCGCGGACCCGUCAGUGUUUUCCUUGUCUUUCAGUACUUCCUUUCGAAAACAAAUCAUCGUGGUUUUAGUUCAACCUGUAGUGUCUUCUGAUAGGAUGUGAACCUCGAUUACUCAGGUCCUCGGUUCCGAACAUGAGUUCCACUUUGUCCAGCCAGCUCUUUCCCACGCGAGAACCAAACGCUCCGUUGGCCACCACGCCAAACUCCACAAUGACGACGAGGUCAGUUGGAAUCCCUGGAGUGGGUAAUCCGAAAGAAAGUGGACAUUUGACAGAACAAAGAUCGAGUUCACGUUUAAAAUUAUUUCGAAAUUAAUCAUUCCGAGAUCGAAAAUCAAAAAAAAAAGGACUAUUGUGUAAGUACUAACAAUAAAGAAUUGCAUAUUUCAUUACAUUAGAGAAAAACAUGUAAAUGUUUAUGGUUAAUAGGCACAGAGCACGUGAUCAUGACUAUAGAAGUAUCAAAAGGUUUUUUUUUAAAAAAUUUUUUUAGAGGAAUUUUUUUCGAUCAAUUCUUCAAAGGUCUUAUUCAAGGUCAAAAUCGCAUGAAUUUCUCUAUCAGCUUUUUGGGGAAUAUUUUGAUCGACUCUGACUUUACAAGAAUUUAAUUUAAAGGGUAAAAGAAAAAAAUAUAUUCACUUGUUUUUUUGAAAGAAGAGAGGAGAUAGUUUUCAGACUAUAAAUUUGAACUUUUCCAUGAACUAUUUAAAAAGAUAAAACUGAAACAUAAACCUUCAAUUCAAUAAAUAGGAAUGGAAGUCGCAGAAUGUUUUUUUGAAAAAUUUCUUUAAGACCAAAUCUUGAAGAAAUUGAAAGUUUGCUUGCUAGGGUUCGGAAAUUUUGAAGCUUAAUUACACAAAAAGUGCGCCUGGACGUGAACUUUUUUUUUUCUCAAAAUAGUCGAAAGAAUCUUUUACACAAGGUUUAAAAUAUGUUCAGCAACUUUAGUUGCUACUUAUUUGUUAAUUAUUUUGAAAACCUGAAAAAAGUCAAACUGUGCAAAACGCGUGCUGCAGGUAAUGCACGUAGAGCAACUGACGGGCUACCGAAGGACCAAAAGAGGCUACCGUCCUUUGGAAGAACGCCUUCAGAGCCAACUCGACUUCUCUGCCGUCCAAUCUCCCACCGACCCUCUCUAUCAGUACCAGUGGUAUCUGGUUAGUCAAUUAGAACAAAAAAGAAAAAGCGAGUCGAGAAAAAUCGUCGUUUCGUUGCAGAAAAACACUGGCCAAGCCGGAGGAAAAGCCCGUCUCGAUCUGAAUGUUGAAAAGGUAAGUAUGAACAGCGCCUGGCUAAAUCCAUUUUUGGGACACGCUGAAAAAUCGUAUUGCUCAUUUGGAUAAUUGAAUCAAUAUGAAUAAAAAAUCUCAAAAAUUUAUGCAAAAAAAUAACAGAAAUGAUUGACAUAUAAAAAGUGUAUUUCAGAAAAUGCUUAAAUAUUAAUACGAAUUUUCAAUUAGACAUUUGUUUUCGAAUUCACGUGCAUUUCGUCUUAUCUCCAAUCUGAAAUCGGGGACGUUUGAAACUUUGAAACUUUAUUCAGUCUUCAGAGAAGGUACUCUGCUGAAUCAUGGAAUAUUUGAAGAGUUGUUUGUCGGUUUGCGAAACUGUCGUUGAUCAAACGUAGACGGCGCGUAGAGCAUCUCGUCUUUCUUGUGAUAGUAGUAGACGAUUUUCGAGCGUUUCCGACGAUCAACUGCUUCUCCAUGUAGGAACAGUACGGCGCCCAGCUUGUCCAGGGCUGACGGGCGUCGGAUUAAAUCUCAGACGAGAGCGGAAAUGAAGACCGACCACUCGGGUGGUAGAAAUGAGAAAAUAUACGUUUAGUGAAUCAACGUUUAGUGAAUCAAAAAAAAAAAAAUAAAGAGAUGGUUAUAAAUAGCUGUUGUUUUUUUAUUUAUUUAAUUAUUUAUUUUUUUCCUUAGUCGUAGAUGUAAUCGACAAGGCGAUGGAAAAAAAAAACUUCUUAAGUAAUAUCUGAAAAGCGCCUUUGGCAGACUACGAGUCCGAAAACGCGGCCUUGCGGUCCUUCUGCGCGUAGUCUGUUCAGUUACGCCUUGAGAUUAUAGCGGAUGUUUUAGAGACCGUGAUCUAGGUGGAAGUGAAAGCCUCGAAAUGAGAGCUAGCAUUUCAAGUGAAGACUGUAAACACAAAAGGAAACUCGAAAAAAAAAAGUUAUUAUAGGCUUGGGCAAUGGGUUUCACUGGAAAAAACAUCACGACGGCCAUCAUGGACGACGGCGUCGACUACAUGCAUCCAGACAUCAAGGACAACUUUGUUCGAAUUUUCAAAAGUCGACGCAAAGUUUUUUCCAACUUUCAGAACGCUGAAGCAUCUUAUGAUUUCUCUUCUAACGAUCCAUUCCCUUAUCCGCGGUACACCGAUGAUUGGUUCAACUCGCACGGAACUCGGUGAGUUUCCUUCGAUUUCUGACGACUUCUUCUUAAAGGUGCGCCGGAGAGAUCGUCGCCGCCCGCGACAACGGCGUCUGCGGCGUCGGCGUGGCCUACGACGGCAAAGUGGCCGGAAUACGGAUGCUCGACCAGCCAUACAUGACCGACUUGAUUGAAGCCAACUCGAUGGGACACGAGCCUAACAAGAUCCACAUCUACUCGGCCAGUUGGGGACCUACCGACGACGGCAAGACGGUCGACGGCCCGCGCAAUGCGACGAUGCGCGCCAUCGUCAAAGGCGUCAACGAGGUAGGGCUUGAGGGUUUGAGAAGCGGAAAGAGUCGACUGCAGGGAAGGAACGGUCUCGGCUCCAUCUUCGUCUGGGCUUCCGGCGACGGCGGCGAAGACGACGACUGCAACUGCGACGGCUACGCCGCUUCCAUGUGGACCAUCUCUAUCAACUCGGCUAUCAACAACGGAGAGAACGCCCACUACGACGAGUCCGUUCUUGUAUUUUGCAAGUCGAGAGAAGACUCGUGCUGUAGUUGUCCUACUAAUUUGGAUAAGGAAAAAAAAAACUUUUGAUUGGCGGUUUUUCAGCAGAAAAGUAUAUAUUUCGCAACAACAUUUAAAGGAUCCAUUUUCAAUGCUGCACAAUUUCCGGAAACUGUGACACAAUGCAAUUUUUGUGCUCCUACCUCAAUAUACCUCAACAAACAAAAUUUUUUCAGAUCGUGUUCCUCGACGCUCGCGUCGACUUUUUCAAACGGAGGAAGAAACCCAGAAACUGGAGUGGCCACCACCGACUUGUAUGGAAGGUACUGUUGCGAAGAAGCUGAGAAACUAGAGCGAGUAUUGGUAGAUGCACAAGAUCUCAUUCUGGAACUUCGGCCGCGGCUCCUGAGGCCGCAGGAGUCUACGCCCUCGCCCUCGAAGCCAAUCCCUUGCUCACUUGGUUUGAGACUUCAUUUUCCAGUCGGAAACUUCGAAAUAUCAGGCGCGAUCUCCAACAUUUGACCGUUCUGACGUCAACGAGGAACUCCUUGUUCGAUGGCAGAUGUCGCGAGCUUCCCGAGCUUGGAAUCAAGGUUUUUGCCACUUGAAUCCAGAUUUUCAAAAUUCCGAUCACGGAUUAAAAACAAAUCACAAAGCUUAUCGGAAAAUGAAGUUUGCUCAACAGCGUAGCGGAGACGUGUAAGUAAUAGUUUCGCUCUGAAAAAAAAGGGUUCAUUUGUGAAGCAAUUACUUCCAAAAUUGAGAUUUCGAAAAGGUAGAGGAAUUAAAGAAUCACUUUUGUCUUUUUUUUUUCCUCUCCUAGCUCGAUUUUGCUCCAAGUUUUGAAAGUGCGGUUUGAAAUGGGAGAAGAGGCGUGUGUUCUGGUGAAACUCCUCGAUUCAGGACAACCACAAAGAGUCGAAAGGCAACUGCACGCACUUCGAGUGGCAAAUGAACGGCGUCGGUCUCGAGUACAACCAUCUGUUCGGGUUCGGAGUCCUCGACGCCGCCGAGAUGGCAAGUCGAUGGCCGCCCGACUUGAGCCAAUCUUUCUUGUUGAGGUCAUGCUCGCGAUGGUCUGGAAGACUGCUCCGCCGCGAUACCACUGCACUGCCGGAACCAUCGACGUCCCUCAGUUCGUUUUAAUCUCCGUCUCCACAAUAGUUUGAUUUUCCACUGCUUUUGAGCGUGUGGUUCGAAGUCGAUUGAUACUCGUUUUGUUCUCUAAUAUGAUAAAAAUUAGAGUAUUACUGCUUCUCAUAGGUGGCUCGGUUUCAAACAUUUCAUAAUUUGAGCUUACAAAAGUUUACAAUAAGUCGAGAAAUUUUUCUAGAUUUUAUUUCAAAGAAUGAAUAAAGUAAAAAUGAAUCGAACGCAUUGCCAGACAGCAGGCUGAAUUCCUAGUAAAAUGAAAAGAAAGCAUCAAUUUUUUUCUCUUUCUUUCGACAGGAGAGAGAGUUUUUCAUGCGAAGCGAGCGAUUUCGUUUGAUUUUGGUCAAAACCUCUUAAAUGAAGAGUUUUUCCGAAAAGUUUUAAUUUGGUGCUAUAAUAAGCUCUUCAUUUGUCUCACGAUUAACAGCAGAUGAGAAGGAAUGUACAAAAUUGGAAAAUCCAAUCUUCAAAACGAAUAGUGUGAACAACAUUCAUCAUCACAUACAAAGCGUCCUCAUUAAUCUUCAAAGGCAUUCAAGAAAAUUAUGAAAUAUCAAAUUUUAAAAUUUUUCUUCAUAAACUUAAUUUUAGUAAAAUAGCUUUUGAAAAAGGACUUUCUCCAUUCGUUGCAUACAUAUUCUGGUAAAAAGGAGUUUUUCCAGUGAGAUCCCCGCUGACGGAAACCUGGUACUCGAGCUGGAAACUGACGGUUGCAUCGGAACCGCGACCGAAGUUCGCUACCUGGAACACGUUCAGGUGAUUCCGAAAUGUGGAAAACCUGUUGAUGAAAGUGGUUGAGGCGGUCGUCUCCUUCAACUCGACUCGUCGCGGCGACACCACGCUCUACCUCGUUUCGCCCAUGGGCACUAGGUACCGUACACCGCGUACUUUUGUCAUACUUUUCUUUGCAGGACCAUGAUCCUCUCCCGAAGACCUAAAGACGACGACUCGAAGGUAUUUGACCCCUCGGGAGCCUUCUCCAACUUUCUCUUCUUUUAGGACGGCUUCACAAACUGGCCAUUUAUGACGACUCACACGUGGGGCGAGAACCCCACCGGCAAAUGGCGGCUCAUCGCUCGAUUCCAGGUUUUUUACAACUGGAUUUUGUAAAAGAAAAACAGUUCGAUGCCUAUCGAUAAAACAACAACUGUCAAAUUUUUCUCUGGCUGAAGUAUGCCUUUAGAGAAAUAAGUGAAUUGCGCUGUUGCUUCAAAUUUUUAAUUUCUAAAAAAAGGAUAAUCGAAAAAAAAAACUGGAGAAAAAUAGGGCUAUUCAGUGACAAGAAAAAAAUUAUUUAAAUUUCCUUUGUUUAGUUCUCUCAAAUCUUUUUUUAUCUUUUUUUCAAGUCAAAAAAACGAGGAACUUCAUACUAAAGCCUUAACACCUUUUUAUGAAUAAAUCGAGUGGAAAGGAGACCUCACAAGAAGGAACAGGGAGUUUUUCGCUACACAAGUCAUACAAAAAAAAAAAUUCAGUUUUGGACCCCAUCAUUAUUUGUAAAGCUGUUCGGCCAAACUUUGACGCCUAUUAUUUUUUGAUAUAUUCUAGUAAAAAAUUAAGUAUUUGAUAACUUUUUUUUCUGGAAAUGCCUUUUGAAUAUCUUGAAAGUUUUGAAAGAAGCAUUGUAGGGACCUGGAGAACACCGCGGAACUCUGAAGAAGUUCUCACUAAUGCUGCACGGCACGAAGGAAGCUCCGUACGGCGGAAUCGAGCCGCUCGUCGGUCAGAUCAACUCCAAACUCAACGUCGUUCAGACCGCCCACAAACGCAUCGUCCACUGAUUCCAAUCCUCAAACCUAUUGUACAAAUAUCAAACCAAUCCGAGUGUAUAAGAGCUGUGCGUUGCCCCGAUCUCCACAGAUUUCUAUUGUCUCAGAAGUUAAGACGAGCAAACUUCAGGCGCAUAUUCGUGUAAAAACAAACAUCUUUCCUUUCCCGGUCUUGUUUCUGGUAUCUCUCUGUAGUUUCGUUGUUGAGCCUUCGCUGCGGUUGAAUAAAUGGCUGUAACCUGUUUACAAUCCUUUUUUUUUUGUCAAACGGCAACGCACGACCGAUAUCAAGUCAUUGCAAGAAAAAAAGAAGAGAAAAAUUUCGACAAUCCACUUCGUUUUGAUAUAUUCAUUUCAGAACUAAUGUUGUUUUUUGCUGUCUAUUGAUUGAGAAGUUACGGGGACGGACCUAAUCGGUCUGAUUCCAACGAUCUGCAGUAGUCAAAAGAUCUGACAUGAAAGCAAAGGACGUGAAAGGGAAGGGGUAAUGAUAGGCGAAGGCCCGAAGAUCGAUCCGAUCAUCAUCUGCUUCUCUGACGUCAUCAAUCUUCCUUACUCCAUCUUUUGACUUGGACCACGUGCUGCUUCCACGGCCAACGUCUUCUAUCGAUAAGCGAAUAGUUGGCAAAAAGUUCCGUCUCUUCAAACUGUUUGCGACGCCAUUCAAUACUUAAAAAAUGUUUUUGUCGAUUUUUGGUCCUCACACACGAAAGAAACUUUUUUUUCCGCAUAGCAGAUCAAACCAUCGAACAAUUUUUCCCAUUUUCUAUUUUUCAGCCUAAUCUUUGUUUCUCAGUUUUCUUUGAAAUACGAUCUUUUUGUUCCCAAAAAAAGAGAAGAAUAACAAAAACUCUUUGAAUUUUGUUUUGUUUUUUUCAGGACUGUAGAUGACAUCGAAACUCUCAGUUCUGUUUGA